This is a messenger RNA of Loa loa (African eye worm), 1288 nucleotides long. Its product is annotated as leucine Rich Repeat family protein. Bases 44 to 1288 code for a protein of 414 amino acids. Gene Ontology annotation, molecular function: protein binding. The record is from RefSeq and is a predicted model, not a curated record. The transcript has 8 exons. Lineage: Eukaryota; Metazoa; Nematoda; Chromadorea; Rhabditida; Onchocercidae.
UUUCAGAAAUUAUCCGGAAUUGGCGUCAGUCUUUUGGGACGAAAUGCAACUGCAUUGCAGCGUGUUAAUUAAUUCUUUCACUCUACUCACUUCUGAAAAACGACAACGAUACAGUAGAGGAAUUUUGUCACUAAGACAUGGAAAAAUCAGUAAAAUAGGCGAAUGUCAGUUAGUUAUAAUUACUCCUCGGAACAGAAAUGGACGACUCUUCAAUAUUACUAGAGGAAAUGUUAGACGAAUUCAUUCUGCAAAGAUGCAGUGGGGAUCUGUUACAAUAGAAAUGAACUCUCCGUCAGUUUUGAUUUGUAUAAAAGAGGCAUCAGUCUCUUCACUUCAUAAUUUCAUCUCAAAGUUGCAGAAGGUAUUGGCAAACGAAGAAGUUAUUCUGGAUGGGAACGUGAAAGUUACAUCCACCAGUUUUGCCUUACUUCGAAAAAGACUAAUUAUGGCCACCAGGAAACAGUACAACGAAAAUAAGCUGGGAUUUCCGCAUUAUUUGCUAGAAUUGAUAAUGUCAAAAAUUGGCCUGACUGCUGUUGACAGUCGUUGGUUUGGAGCUACUUCUCUUCGUGUACUUGAUCUUAGUGGCAAUAAGCUUGGUGCGUCAGAUUCAUUCGAAAUCAAAUUCUUAAAUAUUGUUCGAUUGCAACAUCUCAAAGUACUUGUACUUGCUGACAAUGAAAUACAGUGUAUUUCGGAUGAUUUGUGGAACGCUUUACCACAAAAUUUAUUGUCACUGGAUUUAUCGAACAAUCAUAUCUCUUACUUGUCGCCGUGUUGCAUGCGCUUUCCACAAAUGACUCGUUUAUGGCUCAGGCAUAACAGAAUUGAAGAAUUGCCACGAACCAUAAAUACUUUGAAAAAGUUAAAAUGUUUGGAUAUUAGCUGGAAUAAGUUGAAAUUCCUGCCUUCUGAAAUAAAGAAUCUAUCACUUGAGAUGAUUGAUGUGACUGCUUACAAUAGUGACGAAAAAUUAGAAGUACAAAAUAUCCUUAAUCAAUUACUUCAAACAGUCAGCCCAAUAGUUAAGGUUGGUACACUGUUCGAAUAUGCUGCUGCUACUGUUUUAAACUAUAGAAUCAGUACAAAUUCCAUACCAGAGUUAUUGCGUGUAAUGAUGGAACAAGCAGUUAAGAACUGCAAAUCCAAAUCCGGCGAAAGUUACAGAUUUUAUCCCGCUAGUAUUGUUACUGCAAAGUAUCAUAUCGAAGACGUACGAUCUCUGGCUUUUCAAGCAGUUUCACGAACUAAUUAUUAUGUGAUUUUGCAAGAUUUGGAGGUGAUAUGA